GCCCAACAUCUCCAACAUCCCCGCGCGCUCCAGCUCAUUCAGACGGAGUGUGGCGCGGGAAGAAAAGCUGCAUGUGUACAGCUGUUCAUUAAGAUGACGUGGGACAAAAUAGCGCUCUUCUUUUUACAACUUUCAUUGACAGCUCAGCAUGUCACAGCCAUUCACAGACAUGACAUCUAUCCAUAUGGGAUGUUUUACGGCGAUGUAACUCUGCAAGAAGGGGACGAUGAGACUUCUGAAGUGACCACGCUCACCAAACCAAUGUACUUCUAUGAGACGUCCUUCACUAACUUAUAUGUAAACACAUUCCAAGUGGUGCUUGCGUACAAUGAGAAGGAUACUUAUGCACUCUUCCUAUACCCUGAGGAUGGCCUGCAGUUUUUUGGGACACGGCCCAAAGAAUCUUACAAUGUCGAAAUUGAGCUUCCAGCUCGUGUUGGCUUCACCAGAGGAGAACUGUCCUUCCUCUUCUUUUCUCGGACAGAGGGGCCGUACUACAGCGUCACCAGCAAUGAGCAGUCUGUCAAGAACCUUUACCAAAAAGGAAACAUAGGAGAGCCUGGAGUUUGGCUCUUCCACAUUGGAAACAGAUAUUCCUUCCAUAAUGUCAUUCCGGCACAGCAUGAGGCUGUUUUAAUCAAAGCUCCCCCAGUCCUGGUUGCUGUGUUCCCUGAUGAAGACUACACAGAAACAGAUGAGGAGGAGUACGAUCCUAUUGAUCCAGACUUCCAAGAUCCCACCACAACAGACUUUCUUGAGCCAGAGCAGGACUCCUCCCUACUGGAGCGUCUCAACCAGGAGGUGCCCCUUGGUCAGUCUCCACCUCAGCCCUCAGUGUCUGGUCCAGGCGAGUUUCCUCCGCAGGAUCCCCAUAAUCUCCCCCCGGAGGACGUGACCCAGCCCCAGCGGCCAUUACCAAAGCACGCAAUUCUGCAGGUGUACCCGAACCGUGUAAAGGAUGUCCCACCUCGCGCUUCUGGUGGUCAAGUGUUCAGUGUUGAGGAGAAAGUGGAUUUUGACUCUGGAGUGAUCCAUUACUCAACCGAUAAUAAAGAGACAUGUGAGCGCUUCCAGCAGCAGUGCAGUCAGAACGCACACUGCACAGAAUAUUCCACCGGCUUCUGCUGUCACUGCAACUCAGGAUUCUACGGCAACGGCCGUCACUGCCUGCCAAACGGCGCACCUCAUCGUGUGAAUGGAAAGGUCAGAGGGACUGUACUGGUGGGUGGCACAGCAGUGCAGCUGGACAGCAUCGAUCUGCAUGCCUACAUCGUGGUGGGUGACGGACGAGCGUACACUGCCAUCAGUGAGGUCCCAGAGCCGGUGGGCUGGGCCCUCAUGCCCGUGGCCCCCAUUGGAGGCCUGUUUGGUUGGCUCUUUGCCCUGGAGUUGCCAAACAGUCUUAAUGGCUUCAGUAUCACCGGUGCCGAAUUCACUCACCGUGCCGAUGUGACCUUCUAUCCCGGUAACCAGCGUCUCAGCAUCGUCCAGACAGCUACGGGUUUGGAUAACCAGAACUACCUCAACGUGGACACUCAUUUACAGGGCAGUGUUCCCUUCAUCCUUCCUGGUGCAACAGUGCAGAUGGAGCCAUUUAAGGACACCUACAAUUAUUAUCCUUCAUUGAUUACCUCCACAUCCGUGCGCGAGUUUACAGUCGUCUCCACUGAGAAUGGAGCAGAGACCCACACUUUCCAGGUCAAACAGAACAUCACGUACAGGGAGUGCAAUCACGGGCCCCGCAGCAGACUGGAGACACAGGAACUGAGAAUGGAACGCGUAUUUGUUAUGUACGUCAAAGAGGAGCACAUCCUUCGAUAUGCCAUUACCAACAAGAUCGGCCCUCUCGGAGCUGGAGACCCAGAGCCCGAAGAUGUGAAUCCCUGUUACUCUGGAAAUCAUGACUGUGACACAACCGCACAGUGUGUGCCGGGCGAGGGACAGCUGUUUUUGUGCCAGUGCGCCACAGGUUUCAGAGGAGACGGUCGCAACUGUUAUGAUGUGGAUGAGUGUGCAGAAGAUCUGAGGUCCUGUGGUGCUCAUUCUUACUGUGUGAACCUGCCUGGAAGCCAUCGCUGUCAGUGUGAGAGCGGAUUUGAGUUUGGAUUUGAUGGCCGGACAUGUCAGGAUGUGGACGAGUGUCGUGACCAGCCGUGCCACACCCAAGCCUUGUGUUCAAACAGUCGGGGAUCUUUCCAGUGCCAGUGCCAACCGGGAUACCAUGGAGAUGGUUUCCUGUGCCACCCUCAAAAUGGUCGUCCCAAGACCCAGUGUGAGCAGCACAGAGACAGUCUUCAGAGUGGAAAUGGUGGUGUUCCUCUGGUAGGAGCCUUCAUCCCUCAGUGUGAUGAGGAGGGUCAGUACAGGCCGCAGCAGUGCCGCGGGUCCACAGGUCACUGCUGGUGUGUGGACAGUAGAGGACAGGAGAGAGCGGGCACCCGAACUCCACCUGGAGCCCCGAGAAUAAACUGUGACGAGCCGGUGCAUCCCAAGACCCAGUGUGAGCAGCACAGAGACAGUCUUCAGAGUGGAAAUGGUGGUGUUCCUCUGGUAGGAGCCUUCAUCCCUCAGUGUGAUGAGGAGGGUCAGUACAGGCCGCAGCAGUGCCACGGGUCCACAGGUCACUGCUGGUGUGUGGACAGUAGAGGACAGGAGAGAGCGGGCACCCGAACUCCGCCCGGAACCCCAUCUAGAAACUGCGAUGAGCCAGUGCGUCCCAAGACCCAGUGUGAGCAGCACAGAGACAGUCUUCAGAGUGGAAAUGGUGGUGUUUCUCUGGUAGGAGCCUUCAUCCCUCAGUGUGAUGAGGAGGGUCAGUACAGGCCGCAGCAGUGCCACGGGUCCACAGGUCACUGCUGGUGUGUGGACAGUAGAGGACAGGAGAGAGCGGGCACCCGAACUCCACCUGGAGCCCCGAGAAUAAACUGUGACGAGCCGGUGCUUCCCAAGACCCAGUGUGAGCAGCACAGAGACAGUCUUCAGAGUGGAAAUGGUGGUGUUCCUCUGGUAGGAGCCUUCAUCCCUCAGUGUGAUGAGGAGGGUCAGUACAGGCCACAGCAGUGCCACGGGUCCACAGGUCACUGCUGGUGUGUGGACAGUAGAGGACAGGAGAGAGCGGGCACCCGAACUCCACCUGGAGCCCCGAGAAUAAACUGUGACAAGCCUGUGCCUCCAACCCAGCGUCCAGAGACCGUCUGUGAGCGCUGGAGAGCCAGUCUGCUGCAGCAAUAUGGAGGUCAACUGGAAUCUCACCAUUAUCUACCUCAGUGUGACUUUGCUGGGGAGUUCAACCCAGUUCAGUGCUACGGAGACAGCAGCUACUGCUGGUGUGUGGACCAAAACGGGCGGGAAGUACCAGGAACCCGCUCACACAAUGCUGUGAAACCUGCCUGUAUACCUACUGUGGCCCCUCCCACCAUGCACCCUCUGCCACGCCCAGAUGUGACCCCGCCUCCAACAGGCACAUCCUUGCUCUACGCCCAGGGCCAGCAGAUUGGUGUUUUGCCUCUCAAUGGCACACAGAUGGACAAGCAGAGAUCUUCAGUGCUGCUCGCUCUACAUGGCUCUAUAGUGGUCGGCAUUGAUUACGACUGCAGAGAAAGGAAAGUUUAUUGGACGGAUCUGGCUGGACGGACAAUCAAUCGAGCCAGUCUGGAGCCGGGAUCAGAACCUGAGAUUAUUAUCAACACAGCUCUGACGAGUCCAGAAGGUCUUGCUAUAGAUGUCGCCCGUAGAAGACUGUUUUGGGUGGACAGCACAUCAGAUAAGAUUGAAACAACUAACCUUGAUGGAAGUGACAGGCGUGUUCUGUUUGACACCGACUUAGUAAAUCCCAGAGCCAUCAUCGUAGACUCCCCUACAGGUUGGACAGGAACCAAGCGCCUUGAGUGUAUAUCACCUAAUGGGACAGGGAGACGUGUGGUCCACAGUAACCUGAGCUACCCCUUCAGUAUGGUUGCCUUCUCCAAUCACUACUAUUACACAGACUGGAGGAGGGAUGGGGUCAUCGCUCUCAGUCGAGAUAACCAGUCAACAGAUGAGCACCUGCCUGAUCAGAGGUCUCAUUUGUAUGGUAUUACAGUCGCCCCGCCACACUGUUUAUAAGGGAGACGCUAAUGACAGAGCCAGCGUUACAUGGUGCUAUUUUGGGCGAGAGUUUGGAGAGCUUGUGCUGUGGGAAUCGCGACGGACACGUGGACUCCGAAGAGAGCCGAUCGCAGAACCCGCAAGUCUCGACGAACAUCACCGUCAAUGCCAAAGUGCAAAUUUACAAACAUGAAAGCGUGAAUUUUUUCUCAAAAUAGUUUUGUAAAUUUGUUUUAUACCUCAUUUCUUUCUACUGUACUUUUGUAUGUGAUUUUGUGUUAAAAAACCUAACAAAUACAAAAAAAAAUACCCUAAGAGUUUAGUUGUGUAAUUUGAAUGUUUUUUAAUACACUAAAAUAGUACUUUGGGGAAAAAAGUACUACCCAAAGUGGUCUUUUACCAACCUUCAUUUGUUUGAUCUUUUGUAAGAUGUGAUAUUUAUAACAAUAAAAUGUGAUUGACAACUUUAUGUCUGCU
This is a messenger RNA of Sinocyclocheilus grahami, 4563 nucleotides long. Its product is annotated as nidogen-2-like. NCBI's taxonomy places the organism in Eukaryota, Metazoa, Chordata, Actinopteri, Cypriniformes, Cyprinidae. Gene Ontology annotation, molecular function: calcium ion binding. The coding region runs from base 94 to 4104 and encodes 1336 amino acids. The transcript is spliced from 21 exons. Gene Ontology annotation, biological process: cell-matrix adhesion. Gene Ontology annotation, cellular component: basement membrane. The record is from RefSeq and is a predicted model, not a curated record.